GUUGUUUUGAAUCGUCUUGUGUAAUUUAAUUGAAUUUUAAAAUCAUUUUUACGUGAGCCUUCGAACAAUUAGCGAUUAUGAGCUAUUUAAUGGAAAGUGAAGCUCCAAGGGACUUCCGAAUAUCAUCAACUGAGAGCGACGGUCACUAUACCAAGUGUUUACUUUGCUACACGGUCAAGAAGAAUUUUUAUUGUUCAGAAUGUGUCCAAAACGGGAGUUUUGUUCAUUCAGCAAUGCCUUAUUCGGACAGAUACUCAGAAAAACAAGCCAAAUUACUGAGACUUAGACGUAAUAGACAACACAUUUUAGACAGGUGUAACAAGCUCCUAUCCCCAAAACUGCAGAGAGACAUUUUAAUAACAGAGACCAAACAUGCAAAAGAAAAAUUAGAACUACUGAAGCUGGCGGUGCAGCAGAGACGAACAAAAAUAGACGAAUUGAAAAAAGAUUUGAUGGAAGUGAAAGCACAUAACAAUGAGUUGAGCCAGAAGCUGCCGAGGUAUCAGAAGCGAGUGUCGAGCGUGGACCGACUGGCCGAGGGUCAGAGAGAGAAACUGCGGAAUCAGAUUGAGGUCUACAAUGAGCACGCUGAGUCCCUGGCUGCACUGCGGAGAUCACGAAUAAGACAGCUCAUAAGAUACAUCUUCCCAGUGUAUAUGAGCUAUGACACCAGUGACAGUAUUGAGGAUAUGGAGUUUAUUGGGGAGGAGGAGGAGGGCCCCCCGCAGAGGCCGCAGCUGCACAUCGUGGCACCCUGGGUAGAUGUUGACUGUGAUGCCUCACAAUUUCAAGCCUGCAUGGCGGGAAACCGGGAGUCCGGUGCGGGGGGCAGCGGGGGCGGGGAGAGCGCUCUGCCGGUGCCGGCGGCGGGGCGCGCGCGCGCGGCACUCGGGCUCGCCGCGCAGCUCGUCGCGCUGCUCGCCGCGACGCUCGACGUGCGUCUGCCGCACGCCAUCAACCUCAGCGACUACUGCGAGGGACGUUGCGCAGGCGGGUGGAGCGGGUGCGUGGGGCGCGUGCGGGCGGGGUGCGCGGCGCUGUGCGGGCACGCCGCGCUGCCGCCCGCCGCGCCGCUCGCCGGCUUGCACGAGCUGGCACUGGCGGCGGCGGCCGACCUGCCGGCGCUGGGCCGCGCGCCGCCGCCCCCGCCCGACGAGCGCUGGGCGGCGGCGGCGGCGUGGGCGGGCGGCGAGGACGAGCCCGAGCCGCCCGAGCACCUCAGCUGGCCGGAGGCGGAGCCCGCGGCCCCCGACCAGCCCCCGUCGCUCUCCCUCGUCACCUCGCUCGCCUCCAUGUGGCGCGGCUGGACCAAGUAG
This is a messenger RNA of Aricia agestis (brown argus), 1316 nucleotides long. RefSeq names its product beclin 1-associated autophagy-related key regulator-like (gene Atg14). The record is from RefSeq and is a predicted model, not a curated record. Lineage: Eukaryota; Metazoa; Arthropoda; Insecta; Lepidoptera; Lycaenidae. Gene Ontology annotation, biological process: mitophagy; autophagosome assembly; cellular response to starvation. Gene Ontology annotation, cellular component: phosphatidylinositol 3-kinase complex, class III; extrinsic component of omegasome membrane; mitochondria-associated endoplasmic reticulum membrane contact site. Bases 78 to 1316 code for a protein of 412 amino acids. The transcript has 5 exons.